GCGCCAUCUACCGACGUAUGCUCCGUUGGCGUACGUGCGAGAAAGCUUGCGGCAAGACAAAGGCGAGGCACAAGGUCCGAAAUCUUUGUCUCUGUUUUAAUUUUUAUUUCUCUUGGACUGAUAGAUACUGCACUACAGUACAUCGCCUCUUACUGGGGAAAAUGGAUUCGUCCCAAGACGGAAAGAUCUACGUGGGGAGUCUCAGCUAUAAUACAGACGAGAACUCCCUUGAAGAGCAAUUUAAACUUUAUGGAAGAGUGGCUGAAGUUUUGGUGAUCAGGGACAGAGAAUUCCAGAAGUCCAGAGGCUAUGGGUUUGUCACGUAUGCCGACCCUGCUGACUGUGCAGAGGCCAUUAAGGCUAUGGAUGGAGCCACCCUAGAUGGCAGACAGAUCAAAGUUGCCUAUGCCGUGAAAUCUAGCGGGGAUCGCCGCGGCGGUGGCCGCAGCGGUGGAAGAUUUCGUGGAGGCGGUGGCGGAGGAUACAGAGGUCGUGGUGGUGGCAGCUAUGGUGGGGGUGGUUAUGACAGAGGCUAUGGCGACAGAGGCAGCUACAACGACAGGGGUGGUGGCUAUGGCGACAGGAGUGGUGGCGGUGGCUAUGGUGGACGAAGUGGUGGCGGAUACAGUGGCGGCGGUGGUGGAGGAUACAGUGGAGGCGGAUAUGGCAGCGGGGGCGGCGGCUAUGGCAGAGAUAGAUAUGGUGGAUCCAGUCGGAACAAACCUUACUAGCUCAGUUCAGUGAUUUCCAGUGUAAGAAGAAUAGAGGAGUAAAAAAGAACAUCUCUUUACACUGAGUUAUGCACCUUUACUGCAGGUGUCAUACAUGAACAAUUUAGUUUCCAAGAGUAUUUUUCCUUCAACUUUCUUAGACAGCAUUGUUUAACUAUGAGAUGAGACAGAGGGGUGCCAUCUCUAAGUGCUGUUCACAGUCUUCGUCGUCCAAAUGCAGACUCAUUUUCACAAGUGUCAAAGAGUUACUCACGCCACCAUUUGCCGUCACAGAUUGCAGAGUGCUUUUGUGACGUUUUGCACCUUUAAAAGUUUUUAUUUGCCCAAGUCCUCUAUCAGCAUGGAAGACCUAUACUUGGGUUAGUAUCUACAGGGGGGAAACUGUGUUCUGUUGCAUUUCUUUGGUGAAACUCUUGACUUGGUUCAGCCAGAGGAGUCCAUCAGAAAUCUAGUGCUGAAAACGUGUUUUAUAUCUCCUUCAUAGAGUGGGAAUGGAUUGCUUAACAACAUUGGUGACUUUUUUAGACUUCUGUAUAUCUCAAAGGAACUGAUUCAGCACCACCCCCACCCCCCCCACCCCAAAUUUAUUUUGGCAUCCUCAAGACCACUCUAUCCGAGUGAAUGGUUACAUGCAUUCCAUGCCUUUUUACCUGCAGAUAAAAGUGUUGCUCGUGAGCAUUGCUAUGGAAAAAUGCUUUGGUUUUACACAGUUGAAAUUGUAAGUGCAGUCCUUUGAACAAUAACAUAUGAAAUUGACUCCCAAGACAAAAAAAAAGUAUGUGAAAUGAACUUGCCUGUGGACUGAAGUAUUGAAAUGUUGACUCGACUUCAUGUGGUCCUUUUAUUUUGUUUAUCAGUUUUUGUACAUUCAUAGAUCACUGAGGGUUGUCCAAUAUUUUAAAGUUGCUUUGUAUCAAGCAAGUUACUUGGAUAACUCCAGCAGUUGGACUGAUGUUCUGACAUUUAUAUUUUGUACAUAACUGUAGCUUGAAUGCAAAGUAUAAUAAAAAUCUAUAAGAUGCGAGACAAUGAGUGUAUAGUUUUGUAUAUGAAUGUAUAACAAGUCACAAAGAAUGGUUCUUUGAAAGUGUGUAUAAUAUCUGUAUCACAAUGAAAAGUAAGCUGUUCACUCUUUUGGUAGUUGUAUUAUACUUCCAAGUUUUAUAUUUAAGGAUUGUUUUAGUAUUAUUAUGAUUAUUUUGCAGUCUUUAGUUGAUAUUGGUACAUUCAUUUUUCAUGUGUGAUAAGUGUUUAUAAAGAAAGGGUAGCAAAGUCAUUGUCUCUUGCCUUCUUUGGUAUGUCAGUGUUUUGAUAGUCAUUUCCAUAAUCAAGUCAACAAACUUGGUGUAAUUGUGAGUCUUUCUUUUAUUGAAAUAAACAUUUGGGAGCUUUA
This is a messenger RNA of Lingula anatina, 2124 nucleotides long. Its product is annotated as RNA-binding protein 3. Lineage: Eukaryota; Metazoa; Brachiopoda; Lingulata; Lingulida; Lingulidae. Gene Ontology annotation, molecular function: RNA binding. The record is from RefSeq and is a predicted model, not a curated record.